AUGGCACCCAAGACGCCCCGUCUCAAGAUUCUAUCAGUUGGCGGCAAUCCCGUCUCGGCCUUCUUAUCAUGGAGGCUCCAGGCCACCAACGCCUGCGACGUCACGCUGGUAUGGAAAUCGGGGUUUGAGCACGUUGCCCAGUAUGGCAUAUCGUUCAAGUCAUCCACAUUCGGGAAUGAGCGCUUUAAGCCGCGGCAUGUUGUUCGAAAUCCAGAAGAUGCUGCGGGCAACCGAGACGGCCCCUUCGAUUACGUCAUCCUUUGCGUAAAGGCUCUUCCUGAUGUCUACGAUCUCGCCGCCGUCAUCGAAUCCGUUGUUACUCCUCAGCAUACUUGCAUUCUUGUCAACACCACACACACUCUCGGAAUCGAGGCCGCAAUUGAGGAACGCUUCCCAACCAAUGUCGUCCUAUCGCUCGUCUCUGGGGCUGAGCUUACGCAGCUUGGCCAGAGCGAGUUUGAGCACAAAGGAUCAACUGAUGUCUGGGUCGGCCCUGCCAGCCGGAAUGCCAAUAUCCCACAGUCUAUCCAGGAGGACAUGGCCCAGGCCAUUUCCAUGACGCUGAGUUCUGGUCAGGUCAACAGUCAAGUGUCCAACAACAUCCGACAACAGCAAUAUGAGAGAGUUAUUGGACCGAUUGCUUUCCAUCCCAUCAGUGUAAUAUUCGAGACAUCUAAUCAUGUAGCGCUCCUUGAGAAGAUGGGGGUAAAAGACAUGAUCUCCGAGGUCAUUGACGAACUACUGCGCCUUGCCGAGGCCAAUGGCUGCAAAUUCGCACCCAAUUUUAAGCAGUCAAUCAUGGAUGAUAUGGCAAAACCGAACCAACCCGAAAGCAUCAUGUGGCAAGAUUUCAUCGCCCGGCGGCCAAUGGAGGUCGAGACAUACCUCGGCUCACCCAUCAGACUCGCUCGGGAUGCCAAAGUCUCUGUACCCCGGAUUGAAACUCUUUAUGCCAUCCUCCACAAUCUCAACAUUGUCAACCGCAACCGGCCGAAGCAGGAUGCGGCCGGCUUUCGCCCAAUGAUGCCCAAUGGCAACGGAAUGCCACCUCGCCAGCCACGACCUAGAACAUCGUCCAACUUUAGCAACGCUGGAGGCAUGCGUAGGCCUCCGCCUAAUGCAAAUGGCGGCCCCAAUGGCUACGGAAGGCCACCGCAGAUGAACGGCGGAGGUUCUCGAGCCGCGUCUCGACGUGGUUCAAUGGAAGGCAAUGAUUUGGAGGAAUUUUCUCACCUCGUACUGUACGACGACAUCCCAGAAGGCCAGGAACAGUCUUUUGGGACCGACAACUCGGAUCUCGCGCUCAGAGAGCGAGAGCUACAGCUGCGCCAACGCGAACUGGCUUUGAGAGAGCAGGAGAUGCGAAUGAGGCGUGGUCCUCCUCCUCCUCAAGCAUCUGCGCCUCCCUCCCGCCGAGGACCGCCGCCAUCCAGGGGAGGAUUUGACGACGACGAUGAAGAUGACGAUUACUUCGACCCAUCCAUGGCCGCCCCCGUCCCCAUGAUAGAUCCAGACAACUUCGACAUGAUGAGUGUUACCUCAAGGAAAAACCGCAAGGUGCCCGGGCCAUCUCAAACCCAGAUGCGACGAAACCCCGAAGGAGACGCACCGCCGUCCAAGAGUAGCAGGUUCCGACCCUUUGGUCGCAAUCGUUCCAGCCAAAUGAGCCAAAUAAGCCAAAUGCCCACGGUGAAUGACAACAUCCUCGAUGACCCGCUACUAAGCUUCACAUCGAACCGAUACGGAGCGGUGGACCGCGGCGCAAUGAGCGCAGGUUCUCGUGCCAACUCUUUGACUGCCUCUCGUGGUUACCCUCGACGAACUAGCCAUUCGCCGGGAAAUCAGUACAGCCCUUCGAUGCGAGGUGGAAAUGGCAGACCAUCGCCACCAAAUGGAUUCGGCCCUACCAACGGCCAACCUUCACCACCUAACGGCAUGAGACAGCCCGUUCCCCGUUACCCACCGGGUCAAGGCACCGUGGUCGCGCCUCAGCAAGUUGAACAACAGGUCGGGGUGAGCUCUCUCAAUCCCCCCAAGUCUAGAAAUGGUCGUAGUCUGACUGGCAGUGCGAGUGCUAGCGCGGACAGUGGUGAAUUCGGCUCAGAACGAUCGGCAUACAGCAGCCAAGGUAGUCUCCAACAGCAGCAGUACCAAGGACAGUGA
This is a messenger RNA of Trichoderma breve, 2163 nucleotides long. Its product is annotated as ketopantoate reductase panE/ApbA domain-containing protein. Bases 1 to 2163 code for a protein of 720 amino acids. The transcript has 7 exons. Gene Ontology annotation, cellular component: cytoplasm. Lineage: Eukaryota; Fungi; Ascomycota; Sordariomycetes; Hypocreales; Hypocreaceae. The record is from RefSeq and is a predicted model, not a curated record. Gene Ontology annotation, molecular function: oxidoreductase activity.